Molecule: messenger RNA, 1575 nt
Organism: Cyphellophora europaea CBS 101466
Lineage: Eukaryota; Fungi; Ascomycota; Eurotiomycetes; Chaetothyriales; Cyphellophoraceae
Exons: 2
Coding region: 1-1575 (524 amino acids)
Molecular function (GO): heme binding; monooxygenase activity; iron ion binding
Source: RefSeq, a predicted model, not a curated record
AUGAGCGUUGUGAUAUACCGACUAACACUCCAUCCAUUAGCAAAAUAUCCAGGUCCUUUUCUGGCCAAAAUCACAGAUUGGUCGAUCGUAGUGAAAGCCAGGCGGGGUGAUCGACAUCUAGAUUCCUGGGCUGAACACGAAGCAUAUGGACCUGUCGUUCGCAUUGGCCCCAACACGCUCUCAUUCAACACCAGCAGCGCCCUCGCGUCCAUCAACUCCAGCCGAAGCGCAAACGUUCAGAAGGGCCCGUGGUACAGGACUAUCGACGCAGGGUCCAAGGCUUUCUCGGUGCACUCCGAGAUUGACCGCGUCCGACACGCCUUCAGGCGGCGCAUUCUUGAUCAGGCCUUCUCCGACUCCGCGCUCAACCAAGCCGAAGAGAUUAUCCUUUCCAACGUCCGUUCUUGGACCACUGAGCUGUGCUCUACCACCGAAAGUAAGGGUUGGAGUCCGCCUCGCAACCUGAAGAACUGGUCAGACUGGCUUGCCUUUGACAUGAUGGGUGAUCUCACCUUCAGCAAGUCUUUCGGUGCCGUCUCAGAAGGCCGCAACCGCUUUGUACCCGCGGUGGUCCUCGAGUCCACGAAAUUUGUAUACGAGGCGGGUUUCUGGCCCUUCAUCUCGUUGAUCCGUCCAUUCUUCGGAACAAGAUUCAUGUCCUGGGUCAUGUCCUUCUUCCUCGCCACUCGUGCCGCCGACAACGAAUCCUACAUCAAGUACGCGAACGCACAGAUGAUGGAGCGUAUGGCAGCCGAGGCUAGUGCCACCACUGAUAAGCCACAGCGGCGAGACCUAGUCCACUACCUGUUGCACGCCCGCGACCCUAGUACAGGCGCGGGCCUCACACACGAUGAGCUUAAUGCCGAUGCGGCCCUGCUCAUACACGCAGGCAGUGACACCGUGGCAUGCACCAUUGCCUCCACCCUAUUCUACCUCCUGCACCAUCCCAGAGUUCUCGGUGAAUUGCAAAGGGAGCUUCGUGGCAGCUUCCCCACACUCGCAUCAAUCCAUACCAGCGCGAAGCUGAACGCCGGCUUUCCGCUCCUCAGAGCAUGUAUUGAUGAAUCGCUGCGUAUGGCGCCACCUGUGCCAUCUCACUUACCGCGGCAGGUGCUCCCAGGCGGGAUAAUGAUAGAUGGUCAUUUCAUUCCCGCAGGAACGAUUGUAGGAGUAGGCGCUUUUGCCAUCCAUCAUGAUGAGACGUACUUCCCUGAGCCGUUUGAAUGGCGGCCUGAGAGGUGGAUCGUGGAGACAGUGGAAGACAAGGAUAAAGAAGAGCAAGUAAAGGUGGCGAGGGGCGCGUUCUAUGCUUUCGGCGUGGGACCUCGGAUGUGUGCAGGACGGAAACUAGCGUAUCUGGAGAUAAGUUUAGCGUUGGCGGUUUUGCUGUGGAGUUGCGAGAUACGACUCGCCCAAGAGGUCGGAACGAAGGGACUCAAGGUAGAGCAGGGCCGUGAUGGUCGGCGCAAACAAAUCAGAAGCAGGGAGGAUGUCUAUCAGAUUUGGGAUCACUUCGUGGCAGAUCGGAAUGGGCCGGUCGUGCAGUUCAAGUUGAGAGACGAGGCGGCAAUUUGA